Messenger RNA from Anolis sagrei ordinatus, 1613 nucleotides. RefSeq names its product ribonuclease H2 subunit B (gene RNASEH2B). NCBI's taxonomy places the organism in Eukaryota, Metazoa, Chordata, Lepidosauria, Squamata, Anolidae. Gene Ontology annotation, biological process: RNA catabolic process. Gene Ontology annotation, cellular component: ribonuclease H2 complex; nucleoplasm. The record is from RefSeq and is a predicted model, not a curated record.
UCGAAACAAUCCGAUGUCGAAGGGGAGCACGGACGUGUUGGUCGGUCUAGAGUGGGAAAGAGUGAGAGGGCAGGCUCUCCUCUUUCUCGCUUUGAGGAAACAGCAGCAGCAGCAGCAUGCCGAAGCAGCGCCCCUCGCCCAAGAAGCUCCCCACGAAGAAGGGCGACUGCAGCCAGUGGGUGAUGGUGGUCCCAGAAUCAGUAACUGACCUGAGGAAGCCAAAUUCUGGGCCUCUGUUUACAACCCUGCGUAAUCCAAGCACAGCAGGGCAGGCAGCCCUAUAUUUGUUCAGUGGUGAUUCUCGGCAGCUAUUUGAAUUAAAAGCCUUCCACGAAGAGUACCGAUCCUGGUUUAUAGGUCAGGCUGUUCAACAUGAUGGACGCCUGUUCUUUGCUACACCAAUGGAUCCGUUAUUUCUUGUGCUGGUCUACCUUAUCAAAUCAGAGGAAGAGCAUGGAAAGUUUCAGCCACUAGAUCAAAUUUUGAUAGAUGAAGAAUUUCCUUCCUGUUCGAUGUUGCUACAGUGCACAAGCACAUCACACUCAAUUCACCAUAUAGUAGAAGAAAAAGAAAUCAGUGGCAAGAAAUUUUAUAAAUUUAGUGAGGAGAAAACACUAAAGUGGCUAAAGAAGAAGGUAGACCAGACUGUGAAAGUAUUAAAGUGCCACAAUGUGCGUGUGGAUGCAAGAGUUCAAACUGCAACAUUUAUCAGUGGAAAACAGUUCACCGAUGCCACGGAAGAGGACUAUAUUCGCUAUGCCCAUGGGUUAAUCUCAGAAUACAUUCAUGAAGACCUCAGUAUUGCACUAGCGAAAUACGUACGGCUUCCACAAAUUUCAUCUCCUUCAUCAGAACCGGCAUCAAAGAUGUCAGUACGUCACCAAAAGAAGAGAUGACGGGAAUAAAAUGAAAUUUGGAUGCCUUAUUUUAUCAUGGAAUAUUAAGACCAUUUUAAAGACGGGCCAGUCAUACUGUAAGAAUCUGUUAACUAGAUGAUAGUAGCUGAAGAAUAGGGUCAUCUUUCUGACAUCUGGCAGCUUGAAGUGUUAGCUUUUUCAGUUUACUAAAUCUUUUACUUUAUUAUACUUACUCCUUAUUCUGCAGGCAAUCUUGACUUGAUUUCCUUGCCAACUUAUCUAUUGCUGGCAAACUUAUCUAGGUGAUGUUGUAUAACCUGAAAGGGCUUUUUUAAAUGUGCAUUUUUAAAAGCGAGAAGUUAUAGUUGGGAGAAGAAAAGUAAUGGCAGAAGGCACAAUGCUCCUCAAUGAACCUUGCUCUGAGGCUGCCAUUGAUCUGGGGCAGAAGGUGACCAGAGAAAGGGCUUUUUUAUUGGUGACGUCUUGGUUGUAGAGCACUUCUAUAGGCUGGAACCUAUUUUAUUCACUUUUUAAGCACCAAAUGAUUAUAUAUUUUGGGCCUUUAGUGGCUGACUGAUUUUAUAUGGGCGUUUCUUGCUGUUCAAUUGCACUUAUAAUCUCUAUAAUUUUCACACUUUAAAAAAAUAUAUGUUUACAGAUAGCAUUUUUAUAUUAUUGGAAUGGGUGGAGUGACAAGGUUGUUGUGAGUUUUCUGGGCUGUAUGGCCAUGUUCCAGAAGCAUUCUCUCCCGAUGUU